Engraulis encrasicolus (European anchovy) is the source of this 834-nucleotide messenger RNA. RefSeq lists its product as uncharacterized. The transcript is spliced from 4 exons. The record is from RefSeq and is a predicted model, not a curated record. Bases 1 to 834 code for a protein of 277 amino acids. NCBI's taxonomy places the organism in Eukaryota, Metazoa, Chordata, Actinopteri, Clupeiformes, Engraulidae.
AUGCCAUCUACAGGUGUCAUUUACUCCAGUGUAGGAGGGACAGCCACCCUGCCCGGUGAUGGUGUGGGGGGUCCAAACUGCUCCUCUUUGGAAUGGCAUGACUAUCCAGAUGUUUGGAGCUUCAAGUUCACAAUUGAAAGAGAUGAGUGGAGAGUUUCCACCAGGAAGAUCUGGCCAGACGCGCCCCCUGAGCGAGCUGAAAGACUCAGUCUUCUCCCUGACUGUUCCCUCCACAUCACCAACAUCACCACUGAGGAGGCUGGAUACUACAGAUGUUACAAUCCCCUGAGUGGUCGGAGUAAAGAGUUUCUCUUUAUUCUUCUUGAUGUUCCAUCUUCCCCCAGUGAGAAUGAGGCGGAGUCUGAAGAUCAUGUGACCCUGCCCUGUGUCCUUCACACUGGCUUUGACUGUGACCUGUUGACUCUGCAUCCGGAUUUUAACCUUAGCUGGGUGGAGGUGGCAGGAACUAACCUGUGGACCUCCACCAAUUACCAGACCAGGAAAACAUCUGCCUGCAGCACCACCCUGACUGUCAACCUCACAAGUCCCGCCCCUUACAGCCAGCGAAGGUGCCAGGUGACUACAGGAGGCCAAGUGCAGGUGUCUUCUGCCCUCCACACCUUUGGAUCCUUUCUAGCAGAUGUCUACAUGGUUGUGAGAGUGGCCAUUGUUUUGUUUCUGACUGUCUGUGCCAUCGCACUUGAAAUAAUCUGGAGGAGACGGAGACAGAUGAUCCCUCUGCUGAAGCUGACAAGCCUGAAGUGUUGCAGCUCCACCUACUCUUCAUCAUCAGCUGCACUGCAGACCAAUGUGGCAGAUUGGGACACACUGUGA